This is a messenger RNA of Drosophila busckii, 1180 nucleotides long. It is a transcript of the gene Aos1, whose product is annotated as SUMO-activating enzyme subunit 1. The record is from RefSeq and is a predicted model, not a curated record. Gene Ontology annotation, cellular component: cytoplasm; SUMO activating enzyme complex. The coding region runs from base 68 to 1087 and encodes 339 amino acids. Gene Ontology annotation, biological process: protein sumoylation. Lineage: Eukaryota; Metazoa; Arthropoda; Insecta; Diptera; Drosophilidae. The transcript has 3 exons. Gene Ontology annotation, molecular function: SUMO activating enzyme activity.
GCAUACAUAGCGUUUUCGGCGUUCAUUUUUCUGCAAACAUUCGCUACUUUUAAUAAAAACCUUAAAUAUGAAAAUGGACGUAGAUGUUGUACUUAGUGCGUCUGGCAUCGAGCUUACCGAAGCUGAAAAUGAGCUGUACGACAGACAGAUUCGACUUUGGGGAUUGGAAUCACAAAAGCGACUGCGCACAGCUAAAAUACUCAUUUCUGGAUUGAAUGGUCUUGGUGCUGAGAUUACCAAGAAUAUAAUACUGUCCGGUGUUAAUUCGGUCAAACUGCACGAUGACCAGAUAGUCACUGAAGCCGACUUCUGUUCACAAUUCCUCGCUGCGCGUGAUUCAUUGGGGUCCAAUCGUGCUGAGGCAUCGCUGGAGCGCGCACGUGCACUCAAUCCCAUGGUGGACAUAUCUGCUGAUACACAGCUUCUUAAAGAUCGGGACUCGGACUUCUUCAAACAGUUUGAUGUCGUGGUCAUAAAUGGCGAAAAUAAUAAUGAAUUGCAGCGCAUUGACACCAUAUGUCGCAAGAUCGGCGUCAAGUUCUUCGCCACCGAUGUUUGGGGCAUGUUUGGCUUUCACUUUGCUAGUCUACAAAAGCACUGCUAUGUUGAGGACGUCUUCAAGUACAAGGUUGUUUCGAAGCCAAAUGAAAAGGUUAAAUGCGAAACUGUCGCUACACCUGUGCAACGCGAUGUGGAAUAUCCAGAGUACGCAGUUUGGCUCAACUUUGAUAUCAAUGCUCAAAAAUAUCAGCGCAAAUUGAAGCGUGAUGGACCCGGCAUUAUAUUGCUGCGAGUGCUACAGACUUUCCGCAGCACAUAUAACCGCGACCCCAGUUACAAAACUAGACAGACAGACAUAGAACUGCUGCAGAAGAUUCGCGAUGAAGUGAUGCCCAACUCUGCAUUGUCCGAUGAAGCAUUUGAGUUGGUUUUUGCACAAAUAUCUCCAGCGGUUGCAGUUGUUGGCGGCGUCGUUGCCCAAGAGGUUAUUAAAGUAGUGACCAAAAUGGAAGCUCCCCAUCGAAAUCUUUUUAUAUUCAAUCCUGAGACCUGCAUGGGUUAUGUGGAAACCCUUGGCUGCAAUUGAGCGAACGAAUCGAUUCCAAUAUGCAUUAGUUUCUAUAAAUUUUAACAUUUUAUAAAAAAUCUUCUAACAAGAAAAACACAUUAUUUUUAAUGU